CCUAUUCCCUGUAACAACUCCAUUUUCAAAGAUUUCACUAAAUAUCUAUUUGCUGCAACCUGUUGGUACGAGUACCUGUUGGAAUUGGCAGCAGCAACGUUCCCCAACGUUAACAAAUUCCCAUGCAUGUUAUGGAUGGUUGCGAAUUCCCAUCACAUUCGUGGCACGCAUCGUGUCGUAUUAUGAGCGUUUGGAGUAUAGCGUGCGUGCUUGGUAUUUGAAUGCCGGGUUGUGUAUUAUCUUCCAGGGUGAGCCGCAGUGCGUUGGAAUGCAGGAAAUGUGUGAGAGUUCCGGUGAAAGCUGAUUCACUGUCCACGACUGAGUACAAUCGCGGCUUCGUUAAAGUACUGUCGAUUGGGCUCGUAGUAUUUAAGUAUCUGCAUGUUACCACCCGUUAUCGCCUGCUAUUUUUAAGAAGAUGGCGACUGUAGAAAUGAUAUAGCGUUUUCGGUGAAUUUUAUACUUUCCUUUCAUAAAGUAGGCGCGUCGAGAGGGCUCUGGUUUGUAUGCAUCGUCCGAGGCGGAGUGAGGUUACAAAACUGUUGUGUGUAAAUAUGGUGGUAUGUGCCCGUCAAAUCGUAUGUGAGCCGAAAAAGUGAAUGAAAUUAGAGAUAACUGGCAACACUGUCCGUCAUUCCCUCACUGACAACUUGCCAUAUACACGCACCCGCACACACCCCACUGUACCCCACUGUUUGUCAUGUUGCUGUUACAUUGAGGGUUGGAUAAUAAUGUAAUAUUGCUAUGGGAAAUAAAAUAAUCGCUGUUUAUGUGCAGCUGCCCUCGAAUGUUUGUUGGAGAAAUGAAUGCAGUAUUGUUUAAAGAAAAUGUUUUAUUUGCAUGUUGUUGAAUAAAGCGUAAUUUAAAGAAUUUGCCAUUUUUGUAAAACAUACUUGAGAUUUUAUUAAUUUGUUGUGUUGCGGUGCAACUUGCAACGAUAUGGCAUUUCCUGCUUUGGGUGCUUAAUAUUGACAGGCUGAAAUGCCGUUUAAAUUGCGCUUAAAGCGAAGUCGUCAGUAUAAUGUCGUAUCAAAAUCGCUUUUUGUAAUUACCAUCGAGCUAUUGGACGGAAGCAAUAUCGAGUGCACAUUGUCUGCCGAAAGUAGUGGACAAGAAUGUUUGGAAAGUGUGUGCCAGAGGCUGGGCCUCCAGCAGCCCGAAUUUUUUGGUCUUCGAUAUACUUGGCGUCAAGGAUCUGGACCUGCACCAUCUCGCUGGGUAGAACUAGAGCGACCUCUGAAGCGACAGCUGGACAAGAAUGCUCGUGGCAAUGUCCUGCUGCUACGUGUUAUGUACUAUGUGUCUGGGGUUCACCAUCUCCAUGAUGAGAUGACGAGGUACCACUACUUUCUGCAACUCAAAACUGAUCUUAUAGAAGGUCGCAUGCACUGUGAUCAGAAGCAAGCAAUACUUCUGGCCAGCUAUGGUAUGCAAGCUGAGUUCGGCAACCAUGAUCCUGAACGUCACACUGCUGAGUACUUGACAGACUUUAACAUGCUCCCAAAGUAUUUCACUGAGCACAGGAGUCACUUGGAGAGCAUGGUGGAAGCUGUGAUCAGACAGCAUGCUUUACUUGCGGGUCUAGCGCAAGGCACUGCAGAAGAGUUCUACAUCCUUGCCGCCCAGCAGUUGGAUGGUUAUGGUCAGGAAAUCUUUCCAGCCAAGGAUGAAUCAGGUGUGGAAGUUAUGGUUGGUGUUUCCCUUAAUGGCAUACUCGCUGCUUAUGACUCAACUCAAAAAUUCUAUAACUGGAAGGACAUUACUAAUGUUAUCAACCAUAAGCGUCACUUUGGGAUAGAGUGCCAGCUGUCAUAUGAAAAUACUCAGUUUGUAUUUCAAGAUCCUGAAUUAGCCAAAUAUGUUUGGCGCAUGUGUGUACACCAGCAUACGUUCUAUAUGCAGCAGCACGAAAAUGUUGCUGAAAACUCUGCACCUGGUGGAACAGAUCCAAACCAACAAGGCACAGUCUUCCACAGUGCUGAGGAUGGCCACCUGAGUGAGAGCCGUGAAGAGCUGGAUGUUCAUGAGCUGGCCCACUGGAAUGCUUCAGGCUGUACAGUGCAACGAGCGCAGUCCACCUCCUGCUUGGAUCUGAGCAAGAACACUGAACUGGAUAGACUGAGAGCUUUGCUGCCUUCAUACCGCCCUGCACCUGAUUAUGAGACAGCUGUGCAGCUCAAGUACCACAGUACUAAUGCUGCUAGUCACAAUGCAGCUGCUAUUGCUCCACGUAGACCAUACGGCACUUUUCUAUACAGCAGCCAACCAGACAUCCAUCGAAAUCAGUUAUUGGAAGUACAAAAGACUUUGGCACCAUUUGCUAUUUAUCCUGAUGUGGCAGCUGAUAUUAAACACCAAGUCAUGUUGCCUUCACCAACAAUGGCAUCCCCGGCCUCUGCUUAUAGCACAUCGGACUUGGAUGCAGUGGAUGCUGGCUUGCACAUGCUGCACCUGUACCAGUCCCCACCCCGGCACACUGCCCCAGCUGCAGCACCAGGUCUACAUUCUGGUGCUGCACCUCCUCCGCCGUACCCAGCCCUGCGUGGUGCAAGUAGCUCCACUCCUGAUCUGGCUACCCAGACUGUGGGGGCUCAGACACUCAUUACACCAGCAGCGGCAGUUGCUGUAAUGGGUGGGGGCCGUCCUGCUCUGCAUGGCCCUCUUCAUGUGAGCGGCUCCAGCCCUGAUCUGGUGUCUUCACGGGUUACUGGUGGUGGGGGGCACAUGCCUCUAGGCCUGCCUCCUACACCUGCACCUCUCUCCCACAAUGCAGCUGCACACCGCACAUACACUGACUUAGCUGCUGCUGCAGCUGCAGACACUCCACUCAUGUCUGCACCUGAGCCAAUCUAUGAGAAUGUGCCUCUGCCCUGGACCACCGCUCCUGGGCCAAAUGCGGGUUUGCUGCUGCAGCAGAGUGACCCAAUAGAAACUUCUACAUCUAGCGCUUCCGCUAUUCCAUCUGUUUCUACUGUGAGCUCCUCCCUUGCGAGUGGACAUAAUCAGCCUCAUCCACACACCCGUCCUCUGGCUGAACACCAUCAGCCAACUCCAUUGCUCCAACACCAGAUGCAACAGCAACUUCUGCAUCAACCACAUCCUCCUUCACAACAACAGCAGCCACAGCUUUCACAACCACUCCUUUUACAUCCUCAACAACAACAACAACAGCAGCAGCAACAGCAACCGCAACAUCAUCAUCAGCAGCAGCAGCAACACCACCACCACCACCACCACCAUCAGCAGCAUCAACAACAACAGCAGCAGCAGCAGCAGAAGCAGCAGAUUAUGGCAUCAGCAAUAACACAAGUACAUGGAUCUCACAUAGAGCAGGAAAUACCAGAUAAUUCAUGCAGUGCAACGGAUGCUGGAGGGAAAGGCAAGUGUCGAGUGCUGGAAAGAAAAUUAGCUGACAGCCAACUCUUCUUUGAAUUUGAAAAGAUACCAAAGAAGAAACAAAAUGCUGACUUCUCUACAGCUCUUCUGCCAGUCAAUGAGAAGUUCAACAGAUAUAAAGAUGUACUGCCCUAUGAAGAGAAUCGUGUGCGCCUCACACCAUUUCGAGAUAACAAAUUUGGAUACAUCAAUGCUUCCCACAUAACUGCAACAGUGGGCAGUCAUCAACGCUUUUAUAUUGCUGCUCAAGGUCCAUUGCCUCCCACUGUGCAGAGCUUCUGGCAAAUGGUGUGGGAGGCUGAUGUAUACCUUGUUGUAAUGCUCUGUGGUCUUCGUGAUGAUGCUUCUGCAGCCUACUGCCCCAUGAGUACAGACCGUGGUCUUGAGGUGGGAGAGGUAUGGCGCCAGUUCUCUCAAGAGACAGGUCAUUGCAUCACUACAAAGUUGCGAAUGUAUCAUGUGAAUUCACGGCGCAUGCGGGGAGUUUGGCAUCUGCAAUACACAGAAUGGGGGGAACAAGGCUGCCCUGUGAGUGUGGGACACUUCCUUGGUUUUUUAGAAGAACUCAGUUCUGUGAGGCAGCAUACCGUCAGUGAAAUACCACCUGGCCAUAACCGCAAUCCUCCAGUUCUUGUACACUGUAGUGCUGGUGUUGGUCGCACAGGAGUGGCUAUCCUGAGUGACCUGCUGCUCUUUACCCUUGACCAUAACCAAGAGCUUGACAUACCAAGAGUCACAACAUUGCUUCGUCAUCAACGUAUGCUCAUGGUUCAGACAGUGGCACAAUACCGUUUUGUUCACACUCUUCUCAUCUACUACCUGAAGCAUUCAAGGCUUAUAUGAGCUGCUUACGAAAGUGAAACAAGGUGUAAGCUUGUGAUGCAUAAAUGUUUCUCUGGAGUGUGAUAGGAAUAGGCAUUUCUAGUGGAAAACUAUGAAUUGAAAGCAAAAAAUGUGUGAAUGAAUGAUGCAGAUGACUUUUUAUCUUCAUGAAUAUGUUUGAUGUCCCAAGAAAUCUUAAAAUAGCAUUCUCCUGCUUAAGUUAUUUAGCUUUAUAAAAGAUUGUUUCAUGAGAAUUGUGAGUUUCCAGGAAGUUGCUCAAUGAAUAAUAUUGUUGCAUGAAAUAUCAGUAUGAGUAGUCAGUUGAAGUUGCAAAACUGCUAUUUUUCUUUGUUAUUUUUCUGCAGAAAAUAAUAAAAUCUUAAGUGAAGAGAUGUGCUUAAAAAUAUACAGAUGUAUACAUAAUGUCAGAAAGUGGCAAUCAAAAGAUUUGUGAUAAUAACAGUAAGUUUUACUGUCAUUUUAGACGACUAUUUAGUUAUGAAAAUGUAAUGGAAAUCCAGUAAAUCCACAUUGUCUCUUGGCAAAUUACUUUGAAAAAUGAUGGAUUCAUUCUGCAACAUUAAUGGUUGUUCCACUAGAUAAUGCGUGGUAGUGAUUUGCUUGUUGGCUCAAAAUGUAGCAAAAAUGAGAAUUGCACAAUUUUCAUAAUUUUUCAAAUUGAAUAUUCCAAGUUAAGAGAUAGAUUCCAAGUACAUAUACACGAACAUUUAUCUUUUGAAUUGUAAAAUUAAUUCAUAUUAUAGUCUCUUUUGUAAAAAUUUGAUUGAUUGACAUUAUUCUUUUCUUUUUUAUACCUGCCCUGGAACAAUCGUUUCACUAGUGUAUUUUAGAAAAGUACAUUAUAAGACCUGAUUUACAAGCUUUCUUUUGACAAAUGGUUUUGGAGAAUUAGCAAGCUUACGCAUACACAGGUUAGUUUGUGAAACAACAAAGCUGCUCUGCAUAUUCGCUAAAACUCCUGAACUUGCUUGUGAAAAGGAUGUAUGGAAAUCAAGACCUAAAAUAUACAAAUCCCCUAGAAGCAAUUUACAUUACCUGUCGUACAGAAUUGUGCUUUUUAUAUCUUGUUUGGAAUCGUUCACUUCGCUUGCAAUCAAUAUUCAAUUAGAAAAAAGGUAUGUGCUACGUGUAUUAGAAAAUUGUUAUAAUUUUUAAAAAUUUCAAGUUAGUUUUGACUAGAAAAUGCUUUCUGUAAAAUGGUGACUUUUUGAAAAUCUGUUAUGUGGUCUUGUCAUUUUUAUAAUUUUUGUAUCUGGAAUUAUAAUGUGUGUUACUUUUACCAAAGCAUAAGUGAAUUUGGAUGCAAUAUAGGUUCAGUUUUCACUGAACUUUGCCAUUUUGUAUGUUUUGUGCCAUUAGUAUUGCUGCCCAUUGGGCUGAAAUAGCAUUUACUGUUUGCUCAGGUAAUUUUGUUUAAUCCAAACAGAGAAGGAAAGAAAGUAAUAGGAAUGUUUUAACAUAACGAAAAGAUGUUAUACUGGUCUCUUCUAAAAAGAAAAUGAAUGUAAGGAAGUAAAUAACAAUUUUGAACAUUCGUCAUAAAGCCUAAUGGGCUUUUCUCAGUUGUAUUUGCUUCCUCCUACAGUACCAUAGGUAAUUCCUUAAUGUUUGUGCACCCAAUUUCGAUUAACAGGUGUAUUAGCAUGCACCAGCAAUUUUUUACGCUAUUUUAAAGCCGUGAGAGAAAGCAAUAAGAAUAUAUACAGUGAAUUACUUUGUGGUGUGUUGCAUAACAGGUAAAUGAAAAUUACCACUUUCAGUUCAAAUUUUUUCUUAAUGGUGUCAUCAAUUAUUUCAUUAACACUAAUUCUAGUCCAAUAUGUAUUUUUACCAUUGUUUAUUGUAAUUACCAAUUUUUAAUUUUCUCUUUCCCUCUUUCCCUCUCUCCGAGUGAACGAAUUUUAGCCAUGUUUUUCUAUCUGAAUAUUUCGGGAAAUCAAUUUCAUGAGUAACUUGUGUUGGCAUGUAUUUGCUGAAUACCAUUGCCAAAUAGAACUGAAAUACUAGUGUUAAUCCUCUAUGUUAAUGCAGAUAUUGACCACACAUUGUAACAGCAUAGUAGUGCUGAAAUUUUCCGUCCAUUUUGAAUCUUGCCUUCCAUGUACUGUGAAUUAAUUGCAAUGCUUUUUGUAUAAAAGGACUAUAUUUUAUAAAAAAGUAAAAUUAAUAUCAAUGUUUAAUAGUUAAUGAAAGAUUAAACUCUAGCACAAUGUCCUUACUGUAUUUCUUAACUACUUCCGUUAUUUAAGUAAAUUAUACAAGAAAGAAAAACUUGCAUUUAAUUUGAUAAUGCCAAUGUCAACAACUUAACAGGGAAAAUGAGCACAUGGCAUUCAUUUACCCUGUUUUACAAUUUCAUAUUGCAAAUAACAUGGGAAGGUGUGACUCUAAGUUUACUAUACUCUAUAUGUAAUGAUUUUUCUCCUUUAGUAAUGUUAAGGCAAACUUGUUGCCCAUUAUUAAAGGAUAAUCUGCAGAGCAAUCAUACUGAUAGAAAAACUUUGUUACAUCAACAUGCUGAUGAUUACUGAAAGAAAUUUGUAUGACUUGUUUCUUGUGCUUCCUUUAAAACCGAUCUAUUUCAAAAUUUUAUCAUAAUAUAAUGGCAAAGUGAUGUUUUCUCAUAUUUUUUCUGCAAAUAUAUGAAAAAAAUUAAUACAAGUUGGUUGGUGGCUGUUAUAUAUCUUUACAAAACUUUCAGAUAUGUACUCGAUUUGUUUUAUAAUGUGCGUUGGAAGAUGUGAAUUGAUUAUGGCAAGGACCAAUAAUGCAAGUUUAUAUCAUACAUCUGACUAGCUUCUCACUCUGAAGAAUUACAUUUCAUUUUUUCCCGCAAAUUUGUAGUAAUUUUUAAAGAAUGCUGUGUUAAUAGGUUAGAAAUGUUCAAUGAAUCGUGGUGCUAGACUUUUUUUUUUAUUUUGUAAAAAGUUUUAUAUUACAAGAAAUAGUAUUCUGUUGGCUGUUGAUGUGUACAGUAAUUUUAUUUUGAAUUUGUAAUUUUAAUGUCAAUUUAUUUAUCUGUAUCAUUUGAAAAUGAAAUAAUACCAAUGAAACAAAGAAAAAUAUCCCAAAUGAAUGCAGCUUUUCACUGUAUAUCAUUUUUCACUCAAUUUUGAGGAACUUGUACAAUAAAUGUAUCACUUAAUCUCCUCAAAGUUGCAAUAAAUUGUUUAACAGGGGAGAAUCUAGUAAGGGCACUAUGUGACCUUCCAGCAAAGUGUAAGUUAAUUUGUGGCUGUAUUAUUUUCAGAAGUUUAAGUCUUUUCACUUGACAGUUAAGCGUAAAUGUAUUUUUCUGGUAUUUGUGUCUGUAUUAUUUCCAAGACUUUUUUCUUCUUCUAGAAACUGCAGAAUAACAUUUCCAGCUGCAUCCUUACACUUUGAAGAAAGGAAUUAUGGAUUGUAGGGUUUAGUGCAUGGAUUGUAGUUUCUUUUUCUGUGCAUUGAAGCCUAUUAGAACAAAACAGAGGUUGGCCUAAAUUUGGGCUCACUUUCUUUUAACAAAUAAUUUAACACAGAUUGUUCUUUUGUGACCAGUUUUCAUUUCAAAUAACCAUUUCAAUACAAGAAUUCCAAAUUAUUUUAGAGAAAUGUUCAUGUCCAUGAAAUUAAAAAAAAUUGGAAUGAUACAAUUUAAUGACAUCUUAGCUCUGAUCCAAUUAGGUGACAUUUAGAUUUUGUGUUCACAUCUCUAAUGAAAUAAUUAUCGUUAUUUUAACUUUGAUGUCUAAAAUUUGCCAUUGCAAACUCAAUUAAAUUCCAACAGAUUUUCUGUACAAAAACAGAAACCUACAUAUGCAUUCUAAGACUGCAGACUAAGUUGCAUUCUGAGAACAAUCUGCACUAUUCUAGCCCCUCUGCCCUGUUCUUCUAAGCUAUAUCGUGUAUAUGGAAGACUGCUCCCCUAGGAAACAAUAUUUAGCUGUAGGAAGUCUGGGAAAAAAAAGUACAAAAUGAAGCUGAUUGAAACAGAACUGCCCAAUUAGAAUAGUAUAUUUUACUUAUAAAUGAUGUACAAAGAACUCUAUACAAUAACUGUCGCUCUGUUUUAUAAUACAAUAGCAGUAUUGUCUCUAACAAGUGCCUUUAAUUACUUAGCAAAAUAAAUGUUGAUUUGUGAAAAAACUCUGUCUGUGUGAAAAGUGUGCUAACUGGAUGCUGAAGGGGGGUAGUAUGGCCGUGCACUUGAUCCACCAGCAUAGAAAUGCCCUGGAGGGUGGUUGGGAGGAUGACCAGUCGGUGGAAACGGAAGUGGGUAUGAAGGAUAAGAAGCUGAUUGCACAGCUGAUGCAAUUGGUGGAGCAGUUGCCGUAGGCACAUUUGCUGGAGGUACACUGGCCCCUGGUACUGUUGUAGCAUAGGGGAAGGUGCCUGGCAGAGGUGGACCGCUGUGACCAUAAGAGGCACCGUACUGGAAUGCAGCGUCUUCGUUCUUGAGUUUGUCUCCAGCAAGACCCUCACUGCUGACUGCAGUUGGAAGCACUGGCUUGGGCUCAGUCUUGCUCACUUUCACAGGAAUCGCAGAUGGCACUGGUGAGUGAUGAAGCACGCCUGGUGACACUGGCGUCUCUAAGUGAGGCUUCUUAGCCCCAGGUGAUCGUGGCUGCAAUGGAGGGGAGUCGGGAACAUUUGCCGACUGUGGUUGUGAGUAGAGGUCAAGCACUUGAUGACAAAUGUCUUCCAGGAGGUCCAUGGACACAUCUUCUAAAAACAUGUCCCACCAACGCAGGUGCUCUGGGGUUCGACCAGACCAGUCCACCACUUCAAAUUUGCUCAGCUUCCCAGACAAAUACAUGAGUGCCACAGCAAUCACCUCAGGUUCCCACUGCAAGCUCAAGGUAGUGCAGAGGCUGUACAAACCAUUAGUCAUUAUGCAACAUCUACAUAUCAGAAUGAAUAUGGUAACUAUAUGAAUAAAUAAUGUUAUAAAAGCGUAUUCCAAACAUUUCAUUAUGUUCCUUAGUGAUUUAUAAAAGUAAAGAAUUUAUUCUUUUUCUGCAAUUGGAUUAUUGAAUAUUAUCAGCCAACAUUUUUGGUGAUUCUCCACUUUAUGGAAAAAGACAUUAUAUAGACAUUUUAAACAUUUUACUAGUUUAGAACUUUUAGGCAAGGAUGUCAAAAUAGUUAAGCUUUUGAAUAUUUCUUGGGAUUAAGCACUCUAAAUGUGAAUAAUAAGUCAGCCUUAUGAAGACAAACUACCAAAACAGUAUGAAAUAAAUCAUUACAGUCAGGCAAUUUAUGGUAAGUAAGAACCUAGUUAAAAUAUUGGUGGGGAGGCCAAUUGCUGAAACUCUGACAAAAUUAAAUAAUCCUGAAAAUUACCUCAACUGAUUUUCUGGCAAAAUUCAGAAAACUGAAAUGGUAAAUAAAUAUAAAUAUAUACCAAAAUACCCAGAAUGAUGUAGGAAGAAAUAUCGAAAUUCUUCAUGAAUGGAUAAUAAUCACAUCCAUUCCAAUCAACAAAAAAGGUUAAAAUGAGUAUGUCCAAUUGCUUAAUUGUCACAAAAUUCAUAAGUCUAUGAAUAUCGGAAUCUACAGCAUGUCAGAUAUUUCAUGCUGAAUAGCAAAAAUAAUGAAUCUGACCAUUGAUUUCAACAGAUUUUGUUCCAUGAACCUUUUCUGAUGGAAUGUAGAAGUUUUGACCUGGUCAGUCUACGAGGCCAACAUACAGGGGUGAUUCAGCCCUUGUUGCUGAUGCGCUGGGACCUUAUCCCGUAUAUAAUGUAGAGACUGAAGUUGCCACAAUUUGAUUCUUGUCUUUUAGUUUUGUAAAUAAUGAACAUUCAGCUUUGGACUAUCUGCUCAUGCAACAUGAUGGCAAGCGAGCAAGCGGCUUCACUUAGCUUUAUGAGGCUCGCACAAGGUAAAUAGCAUGCAAGGUCCACAGCAUCACAAUCUGUUGUCUAGUAUACAAUUUGUGCGGAGAGAUUACUAGAGUUUUCCAUUUCCAGCGGGUGCAGCAUUUGUACAGGAGAGACUUAUAAUAUCCUUUUCAAUCUAGCAUAUCCUGCGCAAAU
Gryllus bimaculatus (two-spotted cricket) is the source of this 10256-nucleotide messenger RNA. The record is from the annotation of a GenBank genome assembly. Lineage: Eukaryota; Metazoa; Arthropoda; Insecta; Orthoptera; Gryllidae.